Microsporum canis CBS 113480 is the source of this 2055-nucleotide messenger RNA. Its product is annotated as cyclin Pas1. The transcript is spliced from 2 exons. Gene Ontology annotation, molecular function: protein kinase binding; cyclin-dependent protein serine/threonine kinase regulator activity. NCBI's taxonomy places the organism in Eukaryota, Fungi, Ascomycota, Eurotiomycetes, Onygenales, Arthrodermataceae. The record is from RefSeq and is a predicted model, not a curated record. Gene Ontology annotation, cellular component: nucleus; cyclin-dependent protein kinase holoenzyme complex. The coding region runs from base 1 to 2055 and encodes 684 amino acids. Gene Ontology annotation, biological process: regulation of cyclin-dependent protein serine/threonine kinase activity.
AUGUCGGCAUUUGUAGACGUCUUGGGUCUCAAUCCUGUGAACCCAAGCAUCCCCGAAUCUCUUCACCAGGCUUGUCCCUAUGCAUCCUCUCUUGCCUCGUCGGCGUCCUCGUCUGCGUCGUCAGUCUUUUCUCUUGAUGUCUCGUCCCAAACUUCGGCUGCCUCUUCCUCUUGCGCAUCUUCAGAUGCAAUUUGGGAAAACAAGGUACCAGUCGACAUUCAAGAGAAAAGGGCUGCCGUAGCGAACGAUGCCGCUUCCGCAAAGGCCCGCUUCAGCAAAGUCGGGGAGACAGAUGUCUCAACGAAUCUGAGGCAGCACCCGCGGCGCACGGUUGCUACUCGCCCUCCACCUACCUUGGUUCGCCAGUGCGAAAGGAAAACCAACUUUGUUGAUAGUCUUGUUGACUCUGCGUCUCAGAUAGUAGAGAUCAUUUGGCCCCUCUCAGCGGCUGCCUCGCAGAGAGGGGUUGAGUCGGCCCUUGGAUGUAAAGGAGUGCUACCUCUGAGGACGUUCAUUCAAGAAACUCUCCGCAGGUCGCGAACCAGUUACUCCACUCUGCAGGUUGCCCUUUAUUAUCUGAUCCUGAUUAAGCCACAUGUUCCCAGUAUCGACUUUACCCUGGAACAGCCCAAGCUGCAGCAGUCACAUUCCCGCGCUAUGCAAUGUGGCCGACGAAUGUUCCUCUCUGCUUUGAUUCUUGCUUCCAAGUAUCUGCAAGAUAGGAACUACUCCGCCCGCGCAUGGAGCAAGAUAUCGGGCCUCAACACAGCAGAGAUCAAUCAGAACGAACUCAUGUUCCUGCAAGCCGUUGAUUGGCGGUUGCACAUCUCAGAUGCCAUCUUCCAACGCUGGAACGAUAUCGUUUUGAAGUAUACACCAAAUGCUAGUGGUAUUCCUAGCGCCAGUGGCAUGUGCUGGCGAACAGUCAUUCCCAUCCUGACCCCCCAGCUUGACACGCUUGAUUGUCAAAUUGAGGGUCCGUGGACAGUGUCAAACGUUGGCUCUCCAGCAGAUACCGCCACUACACCUAGCAGUCCCUCCAGCUGCGACAGUCCUUCUUCCAGCCUCUCAUUUUCUGAGAUACCCAGAAGACCGUCGGCAGUUGACUUGGCAAGCGUCACCCUACCACCGCUUCCAAGGCUAGGAUUGCUUCCUACCCCCCAACUCACCCCACAAGUCAGUGUGACUGCACGUACUCCUGCAGUGAGUAUCAACGCUUGCCGUCCAUCUAUCUGCUCUGCUCUUUCGCAGGCCCAGACGGCCUUUGUACAACGGACCACCCUGGACCAACGCCCUACGCAACCCUUGUAUAUUAGCAAACAACAACCUUCCUUUGACUACCCCUCAGGAUCGUUCCAGGGCCGCCGCUCGUCCCUGGCCCGCUCAUCGUCAUUCACUUCCUCUCCCGAGUCUUUAGCUUCUGAUGCACCGUCUUUAUCGUUCUCCUCCCGAUCUUCUCGAUCGUCUCGAUCUUCUUCAAUUUCUUCUGUUACAUCUAUGAACUGCGCAAUCCGAACAUCUCGUCGCAGCACCCCUACUUCCCAGCCAAACAACUGUUUGAAAGAAAACAGGAAGCCUCUCGCUAUUGCUACGCCAAUUGAUGAGCAUGAACCAAGCUAUAACACAUACCCCUCUCCACCUCUCCGUAGCUCUAGUGCAGCCAGUGCGGUUCCUGACCUGUCGAAUUUUUCCAUCGACACUCCUUCCGACCCAGAUACCGCUGCCAUCCAAGGACUAUAUGAGCUAGCCACAGGCUUCCCACUAUCGCUAGACUGCACUACCCCAUCUCCAACUAAAGGCGGCCGACGCUGCCGAAAACGCACUCGCGCCCCAUCCACAUCUGAAGGGACCAGCCUGCAGCAGAAAGUGCGCCAUCUCAUGGCUCUUGAUGCGCGGGAUCUCGAGGAUGAUAGCACUCCACUGGCUGUUUUGAGUGAUAGCCAGGUUGCUGACUCGUUCUUGGUCAAUAAGGUUACUGGUGUGAGUGCCAACGGAGUUAGUUCAAAGCGUGCUUGCUGCGGUAAGGAAAACGUCAGGACACUAUGGGGCAUUUAA